GCGGUGGCGAGGAGGGGGGGGGGGAUGCGUGUGCUGCAGCAGCCGAAGAGGGGAUCCUAAUCCAGAGAUCUGCCACGGCCGUGUCACUUCUCCACUGGAGGGCGAGUGGUACAACAUCACCGGGACACUCCGGCAGCGGGGUCGGUGGAGGGGGGGGAGACACACAGACAUACACGGACCGGACAGUCGGACGGGAGACGGGACAGAGCAGAGCAGCUGGAAGACAAACAGACGGAGACAACACGUAGAGAGAGAGAGAGCGAAAACAGGACUCCUGCAAAGCAGCAUUUCCUUUUUUUUCCGCCGUGGGAUUAAACCUCAGCCCGGUCUCCCGUCGCCGAAAUCACGCCAAGACAUGAGCUUCUCCCACUGAACGUCAUUGAUGCUGAACUGAGCGGUCCAGUGCUGUCCUCCGGUGUUACCCCUCCCCUCAAUUUUCUGGACCCCUGUCUGUCACCCGGUCUGUGAGCAGCCAUGACGAAAUCCUACGAAUUCAACUGGCAGAAGCACCUGCCCGAGUUCAUGCAGGAAGGCGCCUCCUUCGACCGGUUUGAUGAGGACCCGUUCGUCUUUGAGCCCAACUGUCAGAUGAAGGUGGACGAGUACGGAUUUUUCCUCUGCUGGAAGAGUGAGGGGAAGGAAGGUCAGGUUCUCGAGUGUUCCCUCAUCAACAGCAUCCGCGUCGGUGCCGUCCCAAAGGACCCCAAGAUCCUGUCGUCAUUCGAGGCCAUCGGAAAGACGGAGGCGGACCUGGAGGGCUGCAUCAUCUGCAUCUGCAGCGGCACCGACCUGGUCAACCUCAACUUCAUGUUCAUGGUGGCGGAGAGCCCCGACACAGCCAGGAAGUGGAUCGAGGGUCUGCGGUCCGUGAUUCACAACUUUAAGGCCAACAACGUCUGUCCAAUGACCUGCCUCAAGAAACAUUGGAUGAGAAUGUGCUUCCUGACCAAUGUGAAUGGGAAGAUUCCUGUGAGAGGCAUUACUCGAACAUUUGCAUCGGGAAAAACUGAGAAGGGGAUCUUCCAGGCCCUGAAGGAUCUCGGCCUGCCGAGUGGAAAGAACGACGAGAUCGAACCCUCGGAUUUCACCUACGACAUCUUCUACCUGCUCACACAGAAGAUCUGUCCUCGCACGGACAUAGAGGAACUCUUCAAGAAAAUCAAUGGGAACAAAACUGAUUAUUUAACCGUAGAUCAGUUAGUCAGCUUUCUGAAUGAAAAUCAGCGUGACCCUCGGCUAAACGAGAUCCUGUUCCCGUUCUACGACCCCAAGAGAGCCAUGCAGAUCAUCGAGAAGUACGAGAGGGAUGGAGAGUUGAAGAAGAAAGCAUGCAUGUCCAGCGACGGGUUCUGCCGGUACCUGAUGUCAGACGAGAACGCUCCAGUCUUCUUGGACCGGCUGGAGCUGUACCAGGACAUGGAGCAGCCCCUGGCCCACUACUUCAUCAGCUCCUCCCACAACACCUACCUGAACGGGCGCCAGUUUGGAGGAAAGUCUUCAGUAGAGAUGUACCGCCAGGUGCUGCUGUCAGGAUGCCGAUGUGUGGAGCUGGACUGCUGGGAUGGGAAAGGAGAGGACCAGGAGCCCAUAAUCACUCAUGGCAAGGCCAUGUGUACAGACAUCCUGUUCAAGGAUGUUAUCCAAGCCAUCAAAGAGACCGCAUUCGUGACCUCAGACUAUCCGGUUAUUUUGUCCUUUGAAAACCAUUGCAGUAAACCACAGCAGUACAAGAUGGCCAAGUAUUGUGAGGAGCUCUUUGGCGACUUCCUCCUCAAGCAGCCUCUGGAAAAUUACCCGAUUGAAGCGGGACGCUCUUUACCUUCUCCAAAUGACCUCAAACGCAAAAUCCUCAUCAAAAACAAACGCUUGAAACCUGAAGUUGAACAGAAGCAGCUUGAAGCCUUCAAGAAACACAUGGAGGCAGGAGAGACAAACACCCCCGCCAUCAUUAUGGGAGAGGAGAAUGAAGAGGACACAGAGAAUGGAGAAAAGGAGGCGGAGGACAAGGAUUUGAAUUCAGAGGCAAUUAGCAGUCUGUCAGAAGCGACCACUGAGAAAGAGGCCAAUAGCGUUUCCAAGAGUAACGACGUCAGCACGACGAAAGACGAACGCAACAGCAUCAAGAAGGUGCCUGACGAUGAAGCCACGGAGAUGUCUGAAGCCACAGAAGCGACAGACGCCACAGAUAUCUCAGAGGCCUCCGAGCAAGACAAUAACAAGAAGGCUGUUGAAGAGCCGGAGGACUCUGAAGAGGCUCUGAUCGCUCAGUACACUUAUGUAGGAGCCACCACCAACAUCCACCCGUGGCUCUCAGCAAUGGUCAACUACGCUCAGCCCGUCAAGUUCCAGAGUUUUGAUGUGGCAGAGGAAAGGAACAUCCACCAUAACAUGUCGUCCUUUAACGAGUCGGUCGGUCUGGGCUAUCUGAAGACCAACGCCAUCGAGUUCGUCAACUACAACAAGCGUCAGAUGAGCCGUAUCUACCCCAAAGGGGGCCGGGUGGACUCCAGUAAUUACAUGCCUCAGAUCUUCUGGAACGCAGGCUGCCAGAUGGUCUCGCUCAACUUCCAGACCCCAGAUCUGGCCAUGCAGUUGAACCAGGGAAAGUACGAGUACAACGGCUCCUGCGGGUACCUGCUGAAGCCCGACUUCAUGCGGCGGUCAGACAGGAUGUUUGACCCCUUCUCAGAGACUCCUGUGGACGGAGUCAUAGCUGCGACCUGCAGCGUACAGGUGUUCUCUGGACAGUUCUUGUCUGACAAGAAGAUCGGCACAUACGUCGAGGUGGACAUGUACGGGCUGCCGACCGACACCAUCCGCAAGGAGUUCCGCACGCGCAUGGUGAUGAACAACGGAUUGAACCCGGCCUACAACGAGGAGCCCUUCGUCUUCAGAAAGGUGAUCUUACCGGAUUUGGCAGUACUGCGCAUCGGCGUCUAUGACGACAACAACAAGCUGAUUGGCCAGCGUCUCCUGCCUCUGGACGGCCUGCAGGCCGGCUACCGUCACAUCUCGCUGAGGAACGAGGGCAACAAGCCCCUGUCGUUGCCCACCAUCUUCUGCCAAAUCAUCCUCAAGACCUACGUGCCCGACGGCUUCGGAGCCAUCGUGGAUGCCCUAUCGGACCCGAAGAAGUUCUUGACCAUAGCGGAAAAAAGAGCCGACCAGAUGAAAGCAUUGGGGAUUGACACGAACGACAUAGCGGACGUCCCCAGCGGGAGCUCGAAGAGCGACAAGAAGGGAAAAGGUAAAGGAGACACCGUGAAGGCCAGCGUGACUCCUCAGGCCAGCUCCGACAUGGCCCAGACCUCCAACUCCGCCCAAAACAACACAGCAGAAACCAAGAAAGAUAACACGCUCGUGCCUAAUGUCAGCAUUGAUGACUUAAAACUAAUGAAGACGUACCUUAAACUGAUUAAAAAGCAACAGAAGGAGCUCAACAGCCUGAAGAAGAAACAGUCAAAGGAUCAAACCACAAUGCAGAAAUCCCACUGCAGCCAGGUAGACAAGAUGGUGUCUCAGCACGAUAAGGAGAAGACCACCCUGGAGAAACUGUUGGAGAAGGCCAUCAAGAAGAGAGGGGAAAACAACUGCCAAGAGCUUAAGAAAGAGACGGAGGAUAAGAUCCAAAACCUGGUCGCCGACCACAAAGUCAAGGUGAAGGACAUCACGGCGCUGCACACUAAGGAGUGGUCCCAGCUGCUCAGCAGCCACAGCGGCGAGGAGCAGGGCCUGAAGGACGCCCACGUCACGCAGCAGUGCGAACACCUCAAGAAGCUCCUGAGCGCCGUGCAGGAGCAGCAGACCACGCAGCUGAAGCUCAUCCACGAGCGGCAGAGCAAAGAGAUGCGUGCCAACCAGGCCAAGAUGUCCAUGGAGAACAGCAAAGCCAUCAGCCAGGACAAGUCCAUCAAAAACAAGGCCGAGAGAGAAAGGAGAGUACGAGAGUUGAACAGCAGCAACACCAAGAAGUUCCUGGAUGAGAGGAAGAGGCUGGCCAUGAAGCAUCAGAAGGAGAUGGAGCAGCUGGAGAAGAACCAGAGAGAGCAGUUGGAUAAACUGGAGAAGUUCAACGAGCAGCUUUUGAAAUCACACCAUGCAAACAAACAGGUUCAAGGCCAAGGACAUGCAGCAGAUGGUGAAGUUGGAGGAGGAGAUGGACCGCAGACCUGCCACGGUGGUGUGAGCGACUGAGGCCGACAGAGGAGCACGCACGCGCACACACACACACACACACGUUCACGCAUAAAGCCCUCUACAAACCGGAGACAUUAACCCUGCCUGCAUCGCUAUCUCUCACACACACACACACACACACACACACACAGUGACCCUGUGACCUUUACACACACACUGAGGUCACGCCGCUGAGCCACUGGUGCUUAACGCGGUCACAUGGUUUAACCACUGAGAGCAAAGUGUUGCCACAUGUAUCAUCUUCUCUGCAUCCCCACAAGCUGCAGCUAUUGCGUGACACACACACACGCACGCACGCACGCACACACACACACACGCUCAUUCACAGGAGGUGGAAUUCCAUUUUGGCUUUACUUUCUUUUCUUAAAGUCGGCACCCGAUUAAACCCUCCAGAAGUAGUUUGGAAGAGGGCAAAAGAAUACAAAUGAAUAAACUCUUUGUGAAAUACACUGUAUACUACACACCAGUCCUGUCACCUGAGCACCUUGUAUGUGAUAGGCCAUCAUAACACCGUGGAACAUGUAGCAGUGCACUACUGUAGGUUUUCUGUCUUCAGUAAGAAUGUAUUUAAAACUAAUAAUCACUGUAUGAAGGACGAACGAUGCAUGUUAUGGGACCUGACAAACAUGUUUCACUGACUUCUGUUGUCCAUGUAAAAGCCACAUGUAUAAAAGGCUUUUUAGUUUGCCCAGUCAGAAGACUAUAAAGGGAUCACGAUGGGAUGGAUGCUCACUUUGUUCAUGGGAGAUUGUGUACCUGCAGUCCUAAGCUUGUGCUUGUACACUAUGCAAAAAGAAAUCCCUCCAAAGUUUAAAGGUGUACGAAAUACGGAAAAGAGUGACCAAAAGGAGUCAAGAAAGCUCCACACCUCACUGAAAAUACGAUGAUAUAAUAAAGGGAACGUCCACCAGUGAAUUAAAAGGAUAAAAUGAAACAGAAUGAAUCCGCUCUUGACAGCCCAGUAAUUCCGCGGUAAGACAUUGUGUCACGUGACCAGGCGGGAACCAGAGGAGACCGCUGCCAGCUCCACGUCGUCCAGUCGCUCCGUAGAGGCCCUGCAGAGGGCCCCCUCAUUACCUCCCAGCCUCAGCUCGUCAUCUAACGGCACGUUUCUCACAACGCCACACCCCCCUGGACCUGAUCCCCACGGGCUCCCAGAGGGCCGAGAGAAGCACUGUGGUGAAAAAACCGUGGGUUGAAGUUUUAUUAUCAAGUAAUCCUUUGAGUAUCAAUCGUUGUGCUCAUAGGAUCCAGCAUUCUCGCUAACAAACAAAAAAAAACAACAACAACCAAAAGUGAUGAUUUAAAGCAGCGCGAGGUAUUUGGGCCUUUCUGUAUUCUGCUGCUGUGUCCCAUCCGAGGCAGACGGGCGGUUAUUGUAAAUACUGGAAUGUACGUAGUCUGAUUUACUGUUUGAGCCUGCUGUCAUACGAGGGCUCAGGGGACGCCGUGGCUCUGUGGGUGUUGGGGAAAAGACAUUUAUCAAACCGCUGGGUUUCGUCUUUGUUCCAUUUGUCCCCGUUUUCUUUUCUUUUUUAAGUGUGCCCUUAUUGCACCACACACCACAGUAUAAAACACUCUCACCACAUAUCUAGUGCAGAGAUAAACAAGUAAAAAGUGCUUUUAAAUUUUAUUCCAUCGCUUUCAAAUGUGCCACUUGGUGUCUGUUAGGAUGGUAAAAUUAUUUUAUGAAUGACAAAAUGCCAAAUUAAGGGGUUAUUUAUAUGAAGAUAUAUAUAAAUAUAUAUAUUAGAUAUAGUGUAGUUUAAGAUUAUUCUGUUUGUUAGAGGCUUUUUUGCACUAGUUGAAUGUUUGUUAUGUGAUUAAAUGUAACCUUUGUCUCUAGUUUGUCAGAAAAGCUGAUUAUUUUUGCAGUGCACGUCACCCAUUUGAUUUCUUCCGUUUCUAUUGUAGCUCCUUUGUUUUCUAUUGAAACUGUAGCUUGUCAACAAACCAUUUUGUGCGUGUUUUUGUAUUUAUAUUGUAUUGUUGAACUCAAAGCAAUGAAAAUACUGUUGUUAUCCAGCUCCUUUAAUACUGUUUUAUAGUAUGUGUACCAAUAAAUCCAGGUGUAAAAUGGGA
Molecule: messenger RNA, 6279 nt
Organism: Pungitius pungitius (ninespine stickleback)
Lineage: Eukaryota; Metazoa; Chordata; Actinopteri; Perciformes; Gasterosteidae
Product: 1-phosphatidylinositol 4,5-bisphosphate phosphodiesterase beta-4-like
Exons: 40
Coding region: 475-4194 (1239 amino acids)
Biological process (GO): lipid metabolic process; release of sequestered calcium ion into cytosol; phosphatidylinositol-mediated signaling
Molecular function (GO): calcium ion binding; phosphatidylinositol-4,5-bisphosphate phospholipase C activity
Source: RefSeq, a predicted model, not a curated record